CGCCCUGUAGUUCGGCUCAGCAUCCUCGUCCGACACAACCAUUUUGGACAGCACCGUCAAACCCAGCCAAGCCCGCCUGUCAGCGCCACUUCGGCCACCGCCUAUCCCGAGAAGCAACCUCCUUUCCCGGGUCGAUAAAGGACACCGAGUCCUUCCGUCUUGAUGGAGGCGGUUAGUAGGCGGAAAAGAUCCAAUUAAAAGACGACGGAGCUACAGACACACGGUACUAACAUCACAGCGACGGUGAGCCGAACAAGCUAGCGGGCAACGCGCGGGAACCCUCAGGUGCUAAGGAAGGCAGAGCACCAUGUCGGGGGCCUCUGUGAAGGUGGCGGUCCGAGUCCGCCCUUUCAACUCCAGGGAGAUGAGCAAAGAGAGCAAAUGCAUCAUCCAGAUGUCGGGAAACACCACCACUAUCAUCAACCCUAAGCAACUUAAAGACAACAAGAGCUUCAACUUUGAUUACUCCUACUGGUCACAUACCUCGCCAGAGGAUGUGAACUACGCAUCCCAGAUGCUGGUCUACAAAGACAUCGGCGAGGAAAUGCUGCUCCACGCAUUCGAGGGUUACAACGUCUGCAUCUUUGCCUACGGACAGACGGGCGCCGGGAAGUCCUACACCAUGAUGGGCAAGCAGGACGUCAAAGAUCAACAGGGCAUUAUUCCACUGCUUUGUGAAGAUCUCUUUACCAAAAUCAAUGACAACACAGACAACAGCAUGUCCUACUCUGUGGAGGUGAGCUACAUGGAGAUCUACUGCGAGCGUGUGCGAGACUUGCUUAACCCCAAAAACAAAGGCAACCUGCGGGUGCGAGAACAUCCUCUCAUGGGUCCGUACGUGGAGGACUUGUCCAAGCUCGCCGUCACCUCCUACAAUGACAUCCAGGACCUGAUGGACUCUGGAAACAAAGCCAGGACGGUGGCUGCUACCAACAUGAACGAGACCAGCAGUCGCUCACACGCUGUUUUUAACAUCAUCUUUACUCAGAAACGCCAUGACGCCGAUACUGAUAAUACUUCUGAGAAGGUGAGUAAAAUCAGUUUGGUGGAUUUGGCCGGAAGUGAGAGAGCCGAUUCCACCGGAGCCAAAGGGACAAGACUGAAGGAAGGAGCCAACAUCAACAAAUCUCUAACAACGCUGGGAAAAGUCAUCUCUGCUUUGGCAGAAGUGGACUCUGGACCCAACAAGAACAAAAAGAAGAAGAAAGUGGAAAGCUUCAUUCCUUAUCGAGAUUCCGUGCUGACCUGGCUUCUCCGAGAGAACCUCGGCGGGAACUCUCGUACCGCCAUGGUGGCCGCCCUGAGCCCGGCCGACAUCAACUACGACGAGACGCUCAGCACGCUUAGGUAUGCAGACCGUGCCAAGCAGAUUCGAUGCAAUGCAGUCAUUAACGAGGACCCCAACAACCGGCUAGUGCGUGAGCUGAAGGAGGAAGUGUCACGUCUCAAAGACCUGCUCUUUGCUCAAGGUCUCGGGGACAUUAUUGAGACAUUUCGAGGGUCUGCUGCUGAGAUUGAGGGUUUGAAACUGACCAACGCCAUGACGGGAAUGAGUCCUUCUCCGUCGCUGUCGGCCCUUUCGAGUCGUGCCGGCUCCAUCGCAAGCCUGCACGACCGCAUCAUGUUCAGCCCGGCCAAUGAGGAAGCCAUCGAGCGGCUGAAAGAAACUGAGAAAAUAAUCGCAGAGCUCAACGAGACGUGGGAAGAAAAACUUCGCCGGACUGAAGCUAUAAGAAUGGAACGAGAGGCCCUGCUGGCAGAAAUGGGCGUAGCCAUGCGCGAAGACGGCGGUACAGUCGGCGUCUUCUCUCCCAAGAAGACGCCUCAUCUGGUGAACCUAAAUGAGGACCCGCUGAUGUCCGAGUGCCUGCUCUAUUACAUCAAGGAUGGAAUAACAAGAGUUGGGCGUGUGGAUGCCGCCAGCCGCCAGGACAUCGUCCUCAGUGGCCACUUUAUCAAAGACGAGCACUGCACUUUCACCAGCGCCACCGGACCGCAAGGAGAAACGGUUGUCUUGGAACCCUGCGAAGGAGCUGAGACGUACGUCAAUGGCAAGAGAGUGACGGAGGCCACGGUUCUCAAAUCAGGGAAUCGCAUCAUCUUGGGAAAGAGCCACGUGUUCCGCUUCAACCACCCCGUGCAGGCGCGGGCUGAGAGGGAGCGAACCCCGUGCGCCGAGACCCCAGCCGAGCCCGUAGACUGGGCUUUUGCUCAGAGGGAGCUGCUGGAGAAGCAAGGCAUUGACAUGAAACAGGAGAUGGAGCAGAGGCUGCAGGAGCUUGAGGAUCAAUAUCGAAAAGAGAGAGAAGAGGCCAACAACUUGCUGGAGCAGCAAAGACUGGAUUACGAAAGCAAGCUAGAAGCGCUUCAGAAGCAGGUGGAUCGGUAUUACCCAGAAGCCCCUGAGGAAGAGGAAGAGCCAGAAGAGGAAGUUCAAUGGAGCGAGCGUGAACGAGAGCUAGCGGAGUGGAGCUUUCGCAGGUGGAGGUGCUAUCAGUUCACAUCUCUGCGAGACCUCCUGUGGGGAAAUGCCAUAUUCCUCAAGGAGGCGAACGCCAUCAGCGUGGAACUCAAAAAGAAGGUUCAGUUCCAGUUUGUGCUGUUGACGGACACCCUCUACUCGCCGCUGCCGCCGGACCUGCUGCCUUUCGAGGCUAGCAAAGAGCGUGAGAGGAGGGUCUUUCCGCAAACCAUCGUGGCCGUGGAGGUACAGGACCAGAAGAACGGAGCUACUCACUACUGGACCCUCGAAAAACUCAGGCAGAGACUGGACCUAAUGAGGGAAAUGUACGACCGUGCCGCAGAAGUCCCUCCUCCUCCUGCCCUCGCCACCCCAACCGGUACGACACCCUCAACAGACGAUGGCGAAGGCGCCAUGACGGGGGGAGACCCUUUCUACGACCGCUUCCCAUGGUUCCGUUUGGUUGGAAGAAACCCUCUUUUCAACACGUGCAUGAGCGAGCGCAUGAGCGACCCCACCCCGUCCCCCACUCUCUCCGCCUCCGAGACCACCGACUCCCCUCAGCGGGAGGCUCGCGUCGGCGAGGACGACGUGUCGGAGGAGCUGGACGACGAUAUCUUUUUGGACGAGCCGAGCUCGGAGCUGGCGGGGGAGGAGGAGGAGGAUGAUGAUGAGGAGGAGGAAGAGCGAGAGCUGUGCCCAGGCUCCAGCGAAGGCCAGGAUCCCUUUUACGACCGCUCGCCAUUAUUCAGUGUAGUGGGAAGGUCUUUUGUGUACCUCAGCAACCUGCUGUACCCCGUUCCUCUGGUGCACCGUGUGGCAGUUGUUAGCGAGCGGGGUGACGUCAAGGGCUUCCUGCGUGUGGCGGUGCAGGCCAUAUCAGCGGAUGAAGAAGCACCGGACUAUGGGUCAGGGGUGCGACAAUCUGGCACAGCAAAAAUUUCCUUUGAGGAUCAACAGUAUGAAAAGUUCCAGUCCGAGUCCUAUCCAGUGGGUCUUUCCCACGCCGGGGUCUCCCAAGAAGAACUUCGCAUUGUAGAGGGCGAAGGGCAAAGCGCAGAAACGGGACCUUCAGCAGAUGAAGUCAACAAUAACACAUCAGCUGCCGGAGGUGAAGAAGAGACGGCAGGGAAGCCGGGACUGAACGGUCAAGCAGACGUGACGGCGGAACAUCUCAAAAUUGGGAAUGUUUUCACCUUCCGUGUGACUGUGCUGCAAGCGUUCAAUAUCUCUGCCGAAUACGCCGACAUCUUCUGCCAGUUCAAUUUCAUCCACCGUCACGACGAGGCCUUCUCCACAGAACCUCUGAAGAACACUGGACGUGGACCCCCGCUUGGCUUCUAUCAUGUCCAGAAUAUCGCCGUUGAAGUAACCAAAUCGUUCGUGGACUACAUCACAACUCAACCCAUCGUGUUUGAAGUGUUUGGACACUACCAGAAACAAGCUUUUCUUCCUCUCUGUAAAGACGUUAUCAGUCCACUGCGGCCCUGCAGGAGACAAUUUCCUCGUGUGAUGCCUCUGUCCAAACCAGUGCCCGCCACCAAGCUGACGGCGGUGGCGCGUCCGCAGUCCGGACCUUGCCACUGCAAGUACGACCUGAUGGUUUUCUUUGAAAUCUGCGAGCUGGAGGCUAACGGAGACUAUAUUCCUGCUGUGGUGGACCACAGGGGUGGAAUGCCGUGUCAUGGCACUUUCUUGCUGCAUCAGGGUCUCCAGAGAAGAAUCACGGUGACCAUCGUGCACGAAUCCGGCGGCGACAUCGAAUGGAGAGACGUUCGAGAGCUCGUCGUUGGACGACUCCGCAACACCCCCGAAUCUGAUGAAAGCAUUGUGGACCCCAAUAUCUUGUCCCUCAACAUCUUGUCCGCCAGCUACGUUAGACCUUUGCAUGACGACAGACAAUUUCUUGAUUCGGACAUGCCUAGCAUCUCCCGUCGGGGACUUGAUCCGAGGACAUUCUACCGCUUUGAAGCGGCGUGGGACAGCUCCAUGCACAACUCCUUGCUCCUCAACAGAGUCACGCCUUACGGAGAAAAGAUAUACAUGACGCUCUCAGCUUACUUGGAGAUGGAGAAAUGCACUCAGCCGGCCGUGGUGACCAAAGAUGUCUGCAUGGUGUUCUACUCUCGUGACACCAAGCUGUCCGCCUCACGUUCCAUACGAAAUCUUUUCGGUACGGGAAGCCUGAGAGCGGCGGACGGAAACCGCGUGACCGGCGUGUACGAGGUGAGCCUGUGCAAACUAGCGGACGCGGGGAGUCCGGGAAUGCAGCGGCGCCGGCGGCGGGUGCUGGACACGUCUGUAGCGUACGUCCGCGGCGAGGAAAACCUAGCCGGCUGGAGGCCUCGCAGCGACAGUCUCAUCCUGGAGCACCAGUGGGAGCUCGACAAGCUCAGCCUGCUUCAAGAUGUGGAGAAGACCAAACAUUUCCUGCUUCUGCGGGAGAAGCUAGAGUCCACCCUGUUGCCAGCGGGUCGGGGGGCUCAAAUUCUACCCGACAACGAGCCCGGCGACCCGACUCCCCCCUCAUUGGACGGCGCUGCGUCUGACAUCAUCACCGAGCGGCAGCGAGAGCUCGCCACCAAGUGUUUGCGACUGCUCACUCACUCCUUCGACAGAGAGUACACUCACGUGUGUGUCAGCGCUAGUGAAAGCAAGAUCUCAGAGAUGUCCGUCACUACGUUGAGAGACUCUGCCUCCAUCUCCGCUCUCAACACCAUCACGCCCUCGUCAACUUGCCCUUCCCUAGUGGAGGGUUGCUAUAACAACGCUGAUCUCAGACCUCCCGCUCCUCGCUCCCGCGCCGUCAGUCCAACUCCCGAACCGCCACUAGACGCUGACGCCAAGAAGUGCGCAGGCGCUUCUUCGGAAAGCAAACCUCGCAUACGUCGAUUUGUCCCUGAUAUCCAGGAGAUCAGAGUCAGCCCCAUCGUGUCCAAAAAGGGUUACCUCCACUUCCUGGAACCGCACACUAACGGCUGGGUGAAGCGCUAUGUGGCGGUACGCCGGCCGUACGUCUACAUCUACAACACAGAGCGUGACACAGUGGAACGCGCCAUCCUGAACCUGUCCUCAGCGCAGGUGGAAUACAGUGAGGACCAACAGGCCAUGCUCAAGACGCCUAACACGUUCGCCGUGGUUACGGAACACCGCGGGAUUUUGCUUCAAGCCACAAGCGACAAGGACAUGCACGACUGGUUGUACGCCUUCAAUCCUCUCCUGGCAGGGACUAUCAGAUCCAAGUUGUCCAGAAGACGAGUGGGUCCGAUGAGGAUGUGAUGGAAAAGACUUGAGAUGUACAUAGCCCACCGACCGAGCCUCCCUUUUCACCGCCGCCAUCUUCCUAGCGCUCCUCGGCGCCGUCUCGUGUCAGGACUUUUCUAAGCAGUCCGGUAGUCAGAUUCCAUGUGUGUGGUGAUGUCAUGUAGUUGUGUCAAGUGGCGCAUCCGGCCUUAUACAUACGAUACAAAUAUGUGUGCGUGCGAAUGUGUGAAUCGGGACAACCAGGAAGUAAUAUCAUUGGAGUAUGGACGAAAGUAUUGGGACAUGACAGGAAUAAGAAAAUUUGUGUGUGGUCAAAAGUAUCGGGACAUCAAGGAAAGAAGUAAAUGAAUUAGGGCUCAAGUAUUGGAACAGCCUGUCUUCUUGGGUGUCCUCAUAGUUUUGUAUAAAAAUUUUAGUUUUUAUUUUUUUUGUUUUAAAAAUACCGGGCCACACAGGAAGGCGGAAUAGUCGAGUUUGGACUAAAGUAUUGGGACACCAAGGAAGAAUUUUGGAGUUUGGACAAAGUUAUCGGGACACCCAAGAAGUUGGAAAACUUCAGAUAAAAGUAUUAGGACACUUAUAGGAACUGCAAAAUAUAAUUUGGACAAAAGUCUUGGGGCACCGAGCAAGUUAGAAGAUCAUACUUUUUUUUCCUCAAAAAAUAUUGGGACACUCAACAAAUAAGUAAGCAAGCAGGAGAUUUGACAGAGGUUUUGGGACAUUUACUGUACACAAACUGGAAAAUAGCAUUUUACAAUCUUUGCUGAUUUCUUUCAAAGUACUGGGACACCCAGGAAGUAAGAAAAUGUGAGGACCCGCCUCCCACCACCACCCAAUUUAUUUUGUCACCCAGGAUCUAAGAAAUUAAUUUUGGACAAAAAUAUCUGGACACCCAGGAAGUCGAAUAUGUGAACUACAGUGAAGAAAAUAAAUAUUUAAACACCAUGCUAUUUUACAAGUUCUCCCACUUACAAACGAAUGGUAAUAUGUAAGUACAGUCAUCGUUGUUUGCAAUUACAGACGUCAAAUGUUUCCUUCAGUUUACACCAGGUUGGCACACGCUGCAGGGGGGAUCUUGGCCCACCCAUCAGCCAGGUUUCUGGGCUGUCACUGAGAAUCACGGAGUUAGAGUUCCCUCCGAAGGUUUUCUAUUGAGUUUGAAGGAAUCUGACCUUUAAGCCAGACUUUAUCAAGCCAGCCGAACUGCCGGACCCGCGCUGGCGCAGAUCCAACGACCCUGACAAGUGAGACCCCGACAACCUGGCCAAAAGGCAAAACUGUGCAUUCACCUGAGUGUUAACCCCUUGUACUGACUCCAUUUUGAAAGCUGGAAAAAGGCUUCGAAGCACAAGUUGACAAUUUAUUCUGGUCGACAGCAAUCAAACGGCAAGGCGAAACAGAAACAGACUCAGGCGAGGAGGCAGACUCGUUCCAAGGUCACCAUAUCACAAGUCAACAAAAGGUUCCAGAGAAAAAUGGCAAAGAUUAGUUAAACAUUGUCUUUUUGAAGGCUCUCGCGGGGCAUGCUGUGGGCAAAAGAAGGGUGUGCUUGGGCGUUGUUUAGGAUUAUUGUCUGUUUGUGGAUUGGACAGGAGGAUUCAGGAGUUACUGUUGUCAGGACAAUGAGGGUUAUGGAUUUUGCCACUUCAGAUUCAAAGGGGCUCUUGGAGGCUUAUCAGUCGUGUUAUCAGUUUGAUAUCGGGCAUUCUCCGGUGUUCCUUGUGUUGGGACAGGACGUCCCACCAUUUGUUCUGGACUGUCCAGGAGAACUGAUUGUGGGAGUUGGUGGUGCAGACUUGGGCUUGUAGAUGUCUUGCCUAGUCAGCGUAAAUCUUAAUUAGUCAGUUGCAUGACGCAGACGUUGGGCUUCCGUGAUAAGGUGUCAUGUAUCUCUUAUGCCCUAUGGCAAAUAUAUUCUGCUUAUUUUCCUUAAACUAUGGUAUAAGUGAUAUUCAUUUUAUAUUGGGUGUGUUAGAGUAAUUCAAACAGUCGAUCGGUAAUUACGAGAAAAGAUACUACUCCCUUCAAGUUUAGGUCUGGAGACCAGAUAGGCCAUGCUAGAACCUUGGAAAGUUUCUUACGGAGCCACUCCUUGGUUUUCCUGGCUGUGUGCUUCUGGUCAUUGUCAUGCUGGAAGACCCGGGCACGACCCAAUUUUCAAUAAACACCCCCAAAACUUGAUGCUACCACCCCCAUGCUUCACAGUAGGGAUGGUGUUCUUGAAAUACUCAGUACUCAGUGAUAUCUUACAUGGGGCUCCACUCCGAUUGAGAUUGACCGUCAUGUUUAGCUUCGUCCAUUUUCUAAUGAUUGCUCCAACAGUGGACCUUUUUGUCACCAAACUGCUUGGCAAUCGCUCCAUAGCCCUUUCCAGCCUUAAUUUUGUCUCUGGUGUCUUUGGACAGAUCUUUGGUUUUGGCCAUGUUACAAGUUUGAGUCUUACUGAUUGAAUGGGGUGGACAGGUGUCUUUAUGCAGCAAUCGACCUCAAACAGAUGCAUCUGAUUCAGGAUAAUACGUGGAGUGGAGGUAGACCCUUAAUAGGCAGAAUAACAGGUCUUUCAGGGUCACAAUUUAGCUGAUAGACUGGUGUUCAAAUACUUAUUUGCAGCUUUAUCCCACAAAUGAAUUGUUAAAAAGUCAUGCAUUCUGUAUUUUUCCUUUCAGAUUAUCUCUCUCCCAGUGGACAUGCACCCAAGAUAAACAUUUCAGACUUCUCCAUGAUUUCUAAGUCUUCAAAUACUUAUUUUCUUCACUGUCCUGUAUGGGUGUCUUGAGAUAGGGAUUCUUUUUUUUAAAACUGGACAGAAAAGGACAACAAACAAACAUGUCCUAAUACUUUUGUCUCUCUAUAUGGGGGAAAAAAUGCACAUUUUAAAAACUUUCUUUCUCACACGCUGCCUCCAUGUUCGCACAAAACAACAAGGACGCCACCUUCACGCUCACGUUUAGAAACAUUUCACCUCCAACCUAGCUCUUAUUUAUGUAUUUAUUUCCAUCUGCAUGUAUUUAUUCGUUGGCAAAAACGUUUACAGUAUAUUUGUAAAGUGGUGCAAUUUCUGCACGCGGCACUUUGUAAGACGCUUUUUUUCUGUUCUUUUUAAAACACCAACACACUUUUACUUGAAUUGUUCUCAUCCACCCCUUUAAGUGGUCAGGCCAGGUGAUAGUAGUAUAAAAGUACUUAUAUGUAUGUGCAUAUGGAUGACAUGUAGUGCCUCACGGUUGCGUUCUAUUGGACAACCUUCACGCUGCUACUGUAUUUAUUUAUUCUAGUUGAGAAUUACCAUUGUUAAUAGACUUAUAGGUAAUUCUGUGCUAACAUGUAAUAUUUAUACAUACCAUUUCUUAAUUUUUCACUUCUCCAAUGACGUGAGUGCGCAUCAGGUCAGCCAACUUGAGUGCACACUCACAAAAAUAGACAUUCUAUACCUUUUUUCUCCCCCAAAAAACAUUCUACCAUCAUGACCGACAUCAAAAUACAGUAGUGUAGUACACUGUGCUUAAAUAUCAGAUUUUUUUGUUUUGUUUUUUUGAAUGGAACAUAUAAGUUAGCUACCAUAGAGUAGAACUAAAAUUAUACUUGAAAAGUAAAGGAAAAUGUGUACCGUAUUUUUCAGACUUUAAGUCGUACCUGAGUCAUAGACUUCACUAUCAGUUGACGGGACACUGGGCUCGCGGCCAAUCCGUAGGGGGCCUAUUUUCAAAAACUUAAAAUUCAAAUAUUUUCAAAACCCAUUUAAAGUGAUCUAAAACCAAAACAGUCACCUCCCUUAGGCAUAGUGUAUAUGAGUCUCCAUAAGCAGUGGCAUCAAAAAAUUGAAACUUAUUCCCCAAUAAAAUCCCGAUUAUUAUUAUUAUUUUUAUAUAUACCGUAAUUUUCGGACUAUCGGCCGCUACUUUUUCCCUCAUUUUGAAUCCUGCGGCUUAUAUGUUGAUUUAUUUGGGUUAAUAGCUAACACUUUAUUUGACAGCAACGUCAUAAGACUGCCAGAAGACAGCCAUAAUUAUGACAUGACACUAUUAUGAGCAUCAAUGAAUGCUUAUGACAGAUGUCACUAACUGUCAUCCGGCAAAUUAUAUCACCGACUCUAUGUCCAGCUCGGAUCUUUUACAUGCAGUCAAAAGUGAGAUAAUUUGACAUCUCUCAUAAGCAUUCAUUAAUGCUCAUGGCAGUAUCAUGUCAUAAUUAUGAUGGUCUUAUGACAGUCUUAUAGCGCCACAGUCAAAUAAAGUAGCUAACUAGCAAUUCAUGAAACAACUGGAACAGUAGCUGAAGAAAUUAUUAGCACAGAACAUGAAUUUUGAAUGUUAUUUACAUCUGUAGAGCUGCAAUGCAUGCUAGGAGGCAUUUUGGAUGACCACAGUGUUGACAGCAGGUGGCAGCAGAGGUUCAUUGUCUCCCCCAUGUGGGAAGUGAUGGCAAAAUGACGCUUCUUGAAUUAAUGAAGCUUUGCAGCCAAUUGGUUCAAAACUUCAUAAUGAUUCAUUUGGUUUUAUGAGUCUUAUGAUGCCGCUGUCAAAAAAAAGUGUUUGCGGUUAAUAUCUUUUGAUGUAAAUAUCCCAUAAUACAGUGAGCACAGCUGCGGCUUAUAGUCCAGUGCAGCUUAUCUAUGAACAAAUGCGUUUUUUGUGUCAAAUUUGGUGGGUGGCGGCUUAUAGUCAGGUGCGCCUUAUAGUCCAGAAUUAGGGUAUAACAAACCUUAAAAUGGCUAUAAAAUUCCCAGAUUUUACGCUAGAUGCACAAAAAUCACCAAAUGCAGAUAUAAUGCAGAUAUAAUCGCCUAUAUUUUCAGGAUCGAUAGCAUUAUUUAACGCAGAAAUGUCUAAAUUACAUUUUUUGCCCAAAAACGGGCAGUUUGCCCGCUAGUUACGUUAAUGUGUAGAAAUAAAAAAUCCAACAUGGCGGCUGUCACAAAACAAAGAGUGUUUUAAGUUGAAAAUUCUUCUAAAUAAAUGCGUAAAUCCCGAUUUUUUUUUAGGUAUGAACGUAAAACAGUCUAUAUUCCUGUUUAAAAGCAAAAAACUGGGUAGUUAUCAUUCAUUUUACCUAAAUAUUUUAAGCUAGUUACGCUAUUGUGUAAUCCAACAUGGCAGCCAUCACAAAACAAAGAGCUUUUUAAGUUGAAAAUUCUUGUAAAUAAACGCGUAAAUCCCAGAAUUUCUAUAGAUAUGAACCUAAAACAGUCUAGAUUCUUGUUUAAAAGCAAAAAACUGGGCCGUUAUCAUUCAUUUUAUGUGAAUAUUUCAAUCUAAAGUUACACAAAUUUUUUCCAUUCAUUUUUUUUCACGUUUCAAAGUGGUGGUAUUUGGUGGUAUUUUAUAUAAUACCUGUCAGGGAAAUUCAAGUUUGAACUCCCAAGACAAGUGUUACCUCGAUAGCUCGAUUAGAGAAAUGAAUACGACCAACCAAAAAUUGCCUGCUUCAAAGACUUUAUAAACGUGAUAUAUCAAGGGUACAAAAUGAUGUGAUUCAGCCAGGAGCUGUGAUCACACAGAAGUACAAUAGAUGCUGGACAUUUAUACUGUUGAAAGGGCGUUACCCAAGGAUGCAUACUGUGAAACGAUACCUAUGAAAACGAAAGUGAAACUUAAGUAUCAACUGGUGGUUUUCCACAGAAAAACAUCUCCAGUAGGGGAAAAAAAACACCUCAAGUUAUGACCUUGAACACCGGCUCUGGCUAGAACGACGAUGAGCUCAGUCUGAUAAGCCGCAGUCGCCCAUUGUAUUCAUUCAGGGCAUAUUGGAAAACACAGGAACAUAACAGUCCAUAUUUGGGCAUAUUGUGAUACAGUCUAUAAUAGUCAAGGCUAUGGGAAGGCACACUCAAACAGGUUAAUAUAACAAUGAUGCUCUAUGCUACAUUGUUCUCAUGCAAGCAUAACAAAAGCAUACAAAAUAUGAUGUAUAAUGGUUGUGUUUUAAGCAUGAUAAAAUUCUCUCACAAUACCGUAUUGUCCGGAAUAUAAGACGGUGUUUUUUGCAUUGAAAUAAGUGGGGGUCGUCUUAAAUUCACGGUCUAGACAUUAUACCCAUUCACGACGCUAGAUGGCGCCAGAUAUCAUUGAAGCGAUGUUCUGUCAUGACAGAUCUCAGCUACUCUAAAGUUUAACCAGUUUGCAUUAUUUUAUUGCAAUGUUUUUCCUUAUUCAGAUUUGUUUCAAGACUACAGUUACAGUUAGACCUCACUUUGAUGGUUAAUGCAGUUAUGGCAAUUUUGUUGUUUUAUCACAAUAGAUUGGUUUAUUUACAUUUCAAAAACCAGAAGACUUUCAUUUACGAAUGUGAUUGCACUUUAGUUUACAUAUUUAAAUGUUCAGAUGUUAAGAUUUGAAUGAGGCAAAAUAACAUGCUUUUUCUCUCAAAUAUAUUGUUAUCAGUUGUUUCAGAUGUACUGUAAUUAUUUUCUGUAUAAAAGUAAUUUGGUGUUCAAAAAGUAUUUUUUUCAAACUUGAGUCUUGAAAAAGAGGGGGUCAUCUUAUAAUCAGGGCCGUCUUAUAUUCGGGCCAAUACGGUAAUUACCUUGAAUCCUCGACCAAAUCACUCUUGAAACACUCCUGCCUUUGUGUAUGCACUAAAACUUGUCCUGUUUCCACCAAAAUCCGGUGUUAGAAUGCAGCGUGUUUGAGUUUAUCACAAUGAAAGCUACGUCAACGCUCUGCCAGGGUCGGCCCCUUACGGGAAGGCGUGGCGCAAUGUCUGUCAGAACUGUCUCGUCAACUGAUGGUGAAGUCUAUGCCUGAGUAUUAGUCGCACCAGCCAAAAAAUGCGCAAUAAAGAGGAAAAAAACAUAUAUCAGUCGCACUGGAGUAUUUUUGAGGGAAAUUAAUUGAUAAAAUGCAAAACUAAGAAAAGACAUGUCAUCUUGAGAGGCAAUUUUUUUUCGUUGUUGUCUUUAUUGUAGUAAGAGUAACCUCCGCAUUUCGCCUGUCCCUUACAAGUGUUUUGCUAACUCCAAACAUUCUUUUUGCUCCUCAAUUUACCGUUUUUGGCAGUAAAUUUCAUUAUUUUCAGCUUUUAAUCUGCUGAAUAUGAUUUUAUUUUCACUGCCAUUUUGUUCAGCCCUUCUCAGUUGUUUUUAUAAGUUACCGCAAAUGUUGAAACACAGGCCUUGAGCGCCCUCUUGCGGUUCAGUGUGAAAAUAAAACGUGAAGUCAUACAAUAAUGUAUUAAUAAUUUCACACAUUAGUUGUUCCAGAGUAUAAGAUGCACCCCCGGCCAAACUAUGAAAAAAAAACCAGCGACUUAUAGUCCGAAAAAAUACGGUACAUGAAAAGCAUAAACCUGUAACGCAACAUGCAAAUGAAUUUUGGUGCCUAGUAGGGGGACCGCAAGUACUAUCCUGCGGGCCGCAAUUCGCCCCCAUCCCCAAAGUGUGAGGCCACUGAUUUAACAUGCUAGGUUUUAAGUCAGAAUGUGAUCAAUUUAAUUUUACCACAUGAUAAUUUUGACAUUUUCACAUGAAUUUCACAUUUUCGCGUAAUCACUUUCAAGAUUUAAUGUGAUCAAUUUUAAACUAUAAUGUAAAUUUUUCAAUUUUAAGGUGUUUCAUGUUUUGAUUUCACAUUAUAAAGUGACGUUUUGACAUGAUGAAUAUUAAAUUUUAACGUGAUACAUUUAACAUUACCACAAGAUAAUUUUUAAGAUUUAAUGUGAUAAAUUUGGAACCUCAAAAUGUUCAUUUUUCAGUUUCAAGAUGAUAACUCACAUUUUAAUGCGGUAAAUUUCACAUUAUGUGAGGAGUUUGACGUUUUAAUACGAUAAAGUUCACAUUUUCACCGGAUAAAUUCUCCAGUAUCACAAUUUUUAAGCUUUAACGUGAUCAAUUUUGAACUUAAACGUGUUAAUUUUUUGGUGUUUUAAGACGUUAAGUCUCAUGGUUUAAUGUGAAAAGUUUGAGGUUAUAACGUGAUAAGUUUAGUGUAAAGCGUUGAUAAUUUUGACACUAUUUUUACUAACAUAUCACGUUAUAACUUGCUAAAUUUCAUUUUAACGCAUUCAUUAACAUUGACGGAUGGAACGUCGAUCACCGUCAAUUGCGCUGAAGCAUUAUCGGUCCCAAUUUCUGAUCAAUUUGACGUUUAUAUUUUAUUGACAAUCACUUUCCUCACACAUUUUAAAGCAUUUAAGCCUCUACAUGUCCAUUCAUAUGCAACUCAUCCCCACACAUGUUCCUUAUCAACCCAGGCGACCAAUCCUGUCACGCGUUUUAUCCAACCAAAGGUGUUAACAGUCACAACACUGAAUGUACUAACCACGUUUUGACGCUACGACAACUACUCAAGUGCUUACGUGUACGGCACCACUGUCGUUCAUUACAGCCGUCAUCCAUUUUUUAUCGCCCUCUCUGCUUUGAAUGAAAAAUGGCAAUUUUUGUGCUUCCACUUUUCUUUCUUGGGAAAAAAAAAAACGAGACAUCGCAUUGUAUAUAAUAAACACGAUUGCUGUGAACGGUGUGUAUCAUAUCAUCGAGCAACUGUAAAUGGGCUGUAGAGUUCCGUGUGUCUUUUUUCGAGUGUCGGAGUAAAGCGUCCAAAUGUUUGUGCGUGUGUGUUUGCACUGAAACACAUUGUCAUUUAUGGAAUUAAAAUAAAAAUUACAAUGAUGCAACACGAAAGAAGGAGGGGUGAAGUUU
Molecule: messenger RNA, 14360 nt
Organism: Corythoichthys intestinalis (scribbled pipefish)
Lineage: Eukaryota; Metazoa; Chordata; Actinopteri; Syngnathiformes; Syngnathidae
Gene: kif1aa
Product: kinesin family member 1Aa
Exons: 48
Coding region: 308-5740 (1810 amino acids)
Biological process (GO): microtubule-based movement
Molecular function (GO): microtubule binding; microtubule motor activity; ATP binding
Source: RefSeq, a predicted model, not a curated record